This is a messenger RNA of Bolinopsis microptera, 2127 nucleotides long. RefSeq names its product leucine-rich repeat and guanylate kinase domain-containing protein-like. Lineage: Eukaryota; Metazoa; Ctenophora; Tentaculata; Lobata; Bolinopsidae. Gene Ontology annotation, molecular function: GMP kinase activity; protein binding. The record is from RefSeq and is a predicted model, not a curated record. Gene Ontology annotation, cellular component: cytosol.
AUGGAAGAUUCAGACAAUGAAAGCAACAUAUCGGCUGACUCACUCCAAUAUGAGGCUGGAGCAGUAACUGAGAAGGAUGUUGCAAAAGGCUUGACGAACAGAGGCUACUCUGCCAGCGGCACUGAACUGGUAUAUUUGGAUCUUAACCUAGUCAACAAGAAUUUAACAAACAUAACAUUGCUUGAGAACUACGAGUUUAUCCAACAUCUAGAUGUGUCAAAUAAUAAGCUGACCAACAUUGAUGUGAUAACAAAACUCAAAUACUUGCUGAGUCUCAGUGCUUCUAAUAAUCUGCUGACUGCUGUUCCGCCUUUGUCUCUACCGCUAAAUCUACUGUCUGCUGACUUCUCUCACAAUAACAUAAAUGAUACAAGUAAAUUGGGAGAAGUAAAGAGCCUGUUAAACCUCAAUCUGGACCACAACGAGAUAACAAAUAUCUACGGUUUAGAAGGUUGCUCCAGUCUAAAGGAACUGAGUUUGAAUAACAACAGGAUAACAGAGAUACGAGGACUAGAGUAUCUCUACCUACAUGUGUUACACUUGAAUAACAAUAAUAUUAGCAAGAUAAGUGGACUGGAAGAGUUUGGGAAGCUCCAGACUCUCCAUCUUGCUAACAACAACAUCAGGUCUCUUCGUGGAUUACAAGGCAAAAUGGUCCUCUCAGAGUUACGCCUUGAAGGAAACGACAUCAUUGACCUCCUUGAGAUCAAACAGUUACAAAAUCUUCCAUUACUGAGGAGACUGACCUUGAUGUCCAACCCCCUGACCUCACUUCCUGAUUAUAGAGCACAUCUCCUAUUCUAUCUCAAUCACCUCUCUCAUUUGGACGAAGUAAAGAUUUUACCAGAAGAAAAGAUUGCUGCUCUCAACCAAUUUGAUCCUCCUCUUGAAGUAAUCGCAGCUCAGAAUCACACUAUGCAUAUUGUUAAGAACCUGAUUCAUCCCAUCCAUAUCAAACCUAGUGUCAUGAGUGACAUGAGCUCUGUGUAUCCCAUUCUGGUGCUAACUGGUCCAAACGGUAGUGGCAAGUACAAACUCGCACAGAAACUUGUUAAAAAUACUACCAACGCAUUUAGACUAAUCAGACUGUUCUCAACAAAGAAGGUCUCAGAUAACAAAACUGUUAUUCCAGUGUCGCUCGAAGAGUUUGAGGGGUUGAUUGAGGAAGGAAAAUUAAUUGUUUCCUACGAAGUUGGUGGAGCAAUGUAUGGUUUGAAUGGACAGGACUUAGAGGACGCUGCUCAUGAUGGAGUAGCCAGUGUUGUAUGCAUGGAGCUAGAAGGUGUUUUAUCUCUAAAACGUACUGCUUACCAAGCUAGAAUUGUCCUCAUUUCACCGAUGGAUAGUGUAAAGCAUGAGACAAGAAUGCGAGAACGGGGAAGAUACACUGAACCUCUGAUAUCUCUCGCGCUGAAGCGUACUGAAAUGUACAACAAGUACCACGCAGAUAACCACGGAGUCUGUGAUCUGGCCAUCAACUCAUCUGAUCUGGAGCAAGCUUUUGUAAAGUUGAAGCAGCUGGUUGAAUACUAUUCUGGACAAAGAUCUGGUGUUGGACCAGGCCAGGGUGAAAUCAUCAAGUCAGCUCCCGAACUCGGUCUGCGUCAAUGGAGCUGUGGUUCAUCGUCCACAUUUGAUAAUCAACACAACUUCCCACGAAAGGAAGCUGUUGUAAAAAGCGCAGUAAAAGGUUUGGCCCACCCAGUGACUCCAGAAAGGAGAGGUCCCUCUCGCAGCUCUACUUCCUAUGUUUACCCUGACACUGGAGACUUGUCCAUGUUGAGCAACACUGAGUUCUCAUCAUCUACUGAACUUACUGCAACGGCACAUUCUUUAGUGCAGCUGAAAAACAUUACAAUUCCACCUCUUACUCAUCGAACCAUGUGAAAAGUUAAUUAUUUGUUAUUCAAUAUUGUCAGAAUAUAUUUAUAAAUCCUGUAAAUAGUUGUUUGUCAAAUUUAAAAUGGCAUGUUCCUUAGCAGACGUUGAAUGGAGAGACAAAGUUUUUGCAAUUGAUUGAGUCGCUUCAAUAACUCAUAAAAGUUACUGAGUGAGCUUAUAUCACAAUGAAUAUUGGUCAUUGGAUUUGAAAACCUUUUAACCUAUCAUUUUCUGUGAAUUUUAGAA